Molecule: messenger RNA, 1706 nt
Organism: Linum tenue
Lineage: Eukaryota; Viridiplantae; Streptophyta; Magnoliopsida; Malpighiales; Linaceae
Source: the annotation of a GenBank genome assembly
UGAUAAAGUUGUUCCCUUCGCCAGUCUGCAACCUGUUCGUUGCCCUGAAGGGGUUUAAGUUUUCACAGCUAAACCCUUGUCUGUCCCGAGAGAGAUUGAGUCGAACUGUUCACGCUCAAUCAAAUCAUGGCUUUGAGAUCCUCCAUGUCGGCUCUAACGGCCGGUGCCAGCAGCUUACGGCGGAUGUUGUCCACCGCCUCUACCACUUCAUCCAUCUUCUCAGCGCCCGCCGCCGCCCCUUCGGCUCGUGAACAAGCCGAUCCCAACGUCAACCUUUUCGUCUCCGGGCUGAGCAAACGAACCACAACGGAAGGCCUUAGGGAUGCUUUCUCCAAGUUCGGUGACGUGGUUCAUGCUAGAGUUGUCGAAGACAGGGUAUCUGGGCAUUCAAAAGGGUUUGGCUUUGUUAGGUAUGCUACCUUGGAGGAUGCUGCCAAAGCGAUAGAGGGGAUGGAUGGGAAGGUGAGUUUGCCUUAUUGUAUUUCUUCUUUCUUUGAAAGGGCAUAUCUGGACGGAUGGGUUAUAUUUGCGGAAUAUGCAAGACCAAGAGCACCUCCUUCACCACCCAGUAGUAGCAUGGGGCCUGGUAAUGGUGGUUUUGGCUCCACAUAUGGGAACAGCGCGAGCUAUGGUUUUGGCAGUAAUGUGCACCCUGGUUACGGGAAUAACGUUGCAAGUGCUGGCUACGGCAGCAACGUGAACCCUACUGCUUAUGGGAGCAAUCCUAGUUCAGCAUAUGGGAACAAUGCAAGUCCAGGCUCUUCAUAUGAGACUCAGGCUGCUUAUGGAAACAAUCCAAAUUCAGGCUCUUCAUAUGGGAGUCACACUACUUAUGGGAACAAGGCGAAUCCAGGCUAUUCAUACCAGUCUGUAAGCAAUCCAGGCGCUGCUGCUUCAUAUGAGAGUCAGACUACUUACGGGAACAAUGCAAAUCCAGGCUCUUCGUAUGGGAGUCAGACUACUUCCUACGGGAACUAUGCAAAUCCAGGCUCUUCUUACGGGAGUCGGACCACUUACGGGAACAAUGCAAAUCCAGGCUCUUCAUACGAGUCUGGAAGCUACGCAGGCCCUUCGUACGGGAGUCAGACAACUCCAUAUGGAAACAAUGCUCAUGCUCAUGGAAACAUAAGCUCUGGGUUUGGUGGCCCUGGAUACGUUAACACCACAAGUCCUGGGUACGUGAACAACGAAGGCGCUGCAACUUCUGGCAGCGCAAACCCUUCAUAUCGAGAUAAUACCACAGGCUCAGCUUAUGGCAAUGGCGGUGAACCUGCUGCACAGGGUAACAUCACCGGCUUUACAGUGAAGCAUAAGGCUCAUCAAUGAAUGGUAUGAAGUUUGCAGUCAACAAAUCACAUGGUGGACUUCUGCUGCUGCUGCUGCUAAGUUGUUCACCGUUCGUUGUGUCUACAUACUUAUGAACACCGUUCUUAUCAAACAACAUUUGUCCGAACUGGCCAAUUUGUGAACAUUUAUCUGUGGUUUUCCGGGAAUAAAUUUCGAAUGGUUUCUGUGAAUGAGAGACUAGAGGGGUUUUGGUGAACUGGAUUAGAGUCUCUGUGUCCAGGAAGAGGGAUCGUGAAUGAGUCGGAUUAAAGAUGUAUUAGUGAUCAACCAAAGAACAAACGGUUAAGCACUAAACAAUAAAUCGCUAAUUUUUACAUGAUAACAUCCAAUCUGUUUAUGAAAACAGAGAGAAAAAGAAG